UUUCCCCCAUUGAAGUCUCUCACUGUAAAGCCUCAUGCCGCACUGCUUUCGCGCAGUCUACGGCAUGUUGCUCUUUGCCAGCGUCGGCUGCCUUCUCUUCCUCCUCUUUCAAGCCUCUCAAGCCAUGGACUUCCCGGAACUCCCUGCGUUCCCUGCUCCGGCGCCCACUUCCGGAGCCGACUUCGUGGUCUCGCCGACAUCAAGAACUCCGCCUGCCUCCGGUCCUGCGCCGGCGCCGCGGGUGGACUCGAGGCCUCUGGAGCCCAAGGAAAAAUCGGCUCCGGCAAGCUUGAUCCCGUUCAUCAGCAGCAGUCCAGCUGUACCGCUCCCGGUGGGAGAGACCGACACGGCCACCAUCCUGACAUUUCCGACGCAGGGGUCGGACAACCGGGCGGUGGGUGCGUCGUCGUCGUGCGACGCGGUGCGCGUGUCGUCGCUGCUCAUCGUGCUCGCCUCUGCUUUGCUCUCGACUCGUGCUGUUUCUUUUCUUUGAUGUCCCUUUUUUUUACUCUACUUUUUUGUUGCUGUUUUUUUCUCAUCGCUUUGGCUCUUCCACUUUCGAAUCCAUUUUUUUUUGUUUUUAUUUAUAUAAUUUGGUUUUCAAACUGUUCCGAUCAAAAUGCUUGUGCUUUGUCCUAAUCGUUUUCUUACAUAUUAGUUCUUUCCAUUCAAUUUUAUUUUUCAGAUGGAUAAAAAACGAAGAUACAAACGACAUCGUUUUCCAUUCAAGAACAUUAGUUGAAUCUUCUUUAACGCUAAAUCUUCUUUAACGCUAAAUCUUUGAAUUUCCGGUUUUCUUCACGACUUCCUAAUUUAUGAAUAUGACAUCACAGUCAACUCUAACAAUAUCUCUAACCCUUGGCCGUCAUUUCACACCCUAUCCUCGUCUUCUUUUGCAUUAUUGAUUGAUACCGCCAACUUUUAUCUUCCAUUAUAAUUUGCAAACAUUUGUGACAGAAGAGGCAAACCGAGGAUAGAUGUAGAUACAAGGAUGUUACAUGAACACCCAAGAUCACAUGCAAUUAACAAGAUCAGUCCUAACAACAGCAAGGAUUUUUUUGAAAAUUUACAACUAAUGUGAUAGAUUCUUGACAAGUUUAUCCGCAAAUUAUUUGUAAAACAAAUCAAAUAGUUGACCAUAUCAAUAUACCUUGUAAGGAUUUUUUUAGUAAUUUAUCAAAGAGUGCACUCACAUUUUCAAAUUGAUGUAAACUAUUUUGAUAUUUAUCAAAUAAUUAUUUUGAUAUUUAACAAAUAACGCAUUCAAUUAUAUGUUCUUUUCAAUUUACGCUCUUGACAAAUUUAAUUUUUUUUUCUCUGUUUUUUUUCCUUCUUCUCUUUCCUCUCUACUAUAUACAACCUAU
Molecule: messenger RNA, 1364 nt
Organism: Zingiber officinale
Lineage: Eukaryota; Viridiplantae; Streptophyta; Magnoliopsida; Zingiberales; Zingiberaceae
Product: classical arabinogalactan protein 5-like
Exons: 2
Coding region: 35-493 (152 amino acids)
Source: RefSeq, a predicted model, not a curated record